AUGGAGGAGAGGCAGUCUGCCAGUGACGGGUUCGCCGACAAUCCGAGAGGAGAGGACGACUUCAGGAGCUGCUGCGGGGACGAGGAGGAGUGGGAGGACACGGAGGAGUCCUUCACGGCCGGCAUCACCGACGAGGAGCUUAACGAGACCUCGGUCCGCCUAUUCUUCAAGGGCGUGUCGUCGAGCUCGGACGACGCCGAGGGGAAGAAGCUGUCUGGGAUUGGCGUGGUGAUGGAGAGGGCACCAGGGGUGCCUGUUCUCAGGGUGCAGAAGAAGCUCGACUUCUUUGUGGACGAGCUGGUGGCUGAGCACCUGGCACUGAUGGAUGGCCUGUCUGUUGCGUUGCAGAAUGGCAUAACGAAGAUCUUCGCCUUCACCAAUUCGGAGAAGUUGUACUUUCAGAUAGCAGAAGCUGAAAUUCUCGAAGACCAGCUUUUAGUAGCUUUAGGACACAGGAUUCUGGAACUGGUCGAUAAGCUGGAAGACUUCGAUCUAAUACUGCUUCCUAGCUUCGAACUCGAGAGGCCCUUGAAGUUGGCCAAAGAAGCAAUAGGCGUCAUGUAUGUAUCUCCCUACGAGGUCGUCACCUGCCCAAUAUGCUGCGAGGAAAGACGGGGUUCCCAGAUGAUCAAGGUGGGCUGUUCCCACACAUUCUGCUACAGCUGCUUGAUAGCCUAUGUCGAGGAAAAGCUGCACGCGUCAAAGCUGCCUAUAAGAUGCCCGCAAUUAAGGUGUAAAUAUCACAUUUCAGCUGGUGAGUGUAAAUCGUUCCUGCCAGUUAGCAGCUACGAAUCCCUGGAGAGGGCUUUUGCAAUGGCUGGCACGUCGGUGAUGGAAAGAUUUUAUUGCCCCUUUCCGAACUGUUCGGUUUUAUUAGACCUUAGCCAGCACUUCUCGAGGGCAAGCUCGUCUAGUCAGUCGGAUCUCAACUGCAUCGAGUGCCCAGAAUGCCAUGGGGAUAUCUGUAUCAACUGUGGAGUGCCGUGGCACAUCAUGAUGGGCUGCGAUGAGUACCAGAGCCUGCCCCUUGAGGACAGAGACGCGGGAGACUUGUCUUUGCAUCGGUUGGCACAGAACAAUAGAUGGAGGCGUUGCAACGGGUGUCGAAGCAUGAUCGAGCUCACGCAAGGCUGCUUCCAUAUGACUUGCUGGUGUGGCCAUGAGUUCUGCUACUCCUGUGGUGCGGAGUACAACCGCGGCGUGCAGACAUGCCAGUGUGUCUUCUGGGACGAAGAUAGCAUCGCCGAGCCCUCGGCGGCACAGUCAUGCCAGGCGUCCGAGAUCUGGGCAUGGGACACAUUUGACUGCAUGCCCACGGCCAUCGAGGGCUACUCGGAGCAGGAGAGGGCGCAGCUGGCGCUUAUCCAGCGGUUCCUCGCAGGUGGGUUCAGCCUUGGGGGUGACCACCACCCGAGUCAGAGUCAGUCACCGCCCCGAUGCGCAGACUCAUACGUUGUCGACACCAUGAAGGACCUCCACCAGCUGCCAUGGCUCGAGCGGUUCGUGUCGGUGAUCAGCGACAGCUACAACGACGAUUACAUCCAGUGAAUGAAGAAUUUGAACAUCAUAGAUAACAUUAGAGAGAAAAGAAUAUGGCACAUACUGAUUUCCAGUCGGAAUAAUGUGUUCACAUGAACCUGUCGAAAAUUGACAAGGAAAAAUUAUAUGCAUCUAUACCUUUGCUUGGCUUCCCUUUA
Lolium perenne is the source of this 1697-nucleotide messenger RNA. RefSeq names its product E3 ubiquitin-protein ligase RSL1. Gene Ontology annotation, biological process: protein ubiquitination. Gene Ontology annotation, molecular function: ubiquitin-protein transferase activity; nucleic acid binding; zinc ion binding. The record is from RefSeq and is a predicted model, not a curated record. Lineage: Eukaryota; Viridiplantae; Streptophyta; Magnoliopsida; Poales; Poaceae.